Molecule: messenger RNA, 4356 nt
Organism: Petromyzon marinus (sea lamprey)
Lineage: Eukaryota; Metazoa; Chordata; Hyperoartia; Petromyzontiformes; Petromyzontidae
Product: protein-arginine deiminase type-2-like
Cellular component (GO): cytoplasm; nucleus
Molecular function (GO): protein-arginine deiminase activity; calcium ion binding
Source: RefSeq, a predicted model, not a curated record
UUACAUCGCCAUGAACCAAUAAGCACUAGGGCGCCAUUCCUUAUCUUUCGCGCCGACAAACAGUCGUGACUCACGACCCCCCAUAUAAGACGCCUGGCUAUUUAAAGAGCCUUAACAAGCAGCUGAUAACGUGAUCCCGAGCGGCUGCUCUUCUUAGCUUGAGUUGCCCCGUCGUGUUUUGCAGGUGCAGUAGGAAGGAAGGCGUGCGGAGGACAACAUGGCCACGACUCGGACAAUCCACCUGCAGCUGGACAAGGUCCUGGAGGAGGUCUUCGUCCUGGGCACUGAGCUGGUCAUGGACAUUUACCAUGUGGCACCGCCGGGGGCAAAGAGCUUCUCUGUGAGCGCCAGCGUGGACGUCACGUGCUGGGUGAGCACGCCGUUCAGGUCGGCGGCUAACGACGCGCGCGGCCGCGUGGCCGUGGGGACCCAGGUGCACGCUCAGGUGCUCACGCCCAGCCAGGAGGUUGGUGACAAGAAGAUGUCCGUGACCUUUUACGGAGAAAAGGCUGACGUUGCUCUGGCCAAAGCUCGAGUUUACCUGACGGCUAUUGGCCUCUCCCUGGAUGUGGACUCUGAUCGAGAUGGCAUCGUAGAGAAAAACCACCCUAACAAGGCGACGUGGAAGUGGGGACCCAACGGGCAUGGCGCCAUUCUUCUGGUGAACUGCGACAAGGAGAGGGACUCCACCUCGCCACCCGACAACGAGGACCGCUACCUACAGGGGGCAGCAGACCUGCAGGACAUGUCGCCCAUGCUGGUUCGUACCCGAGGCCCCGCCAAGCUGCCGCCCGGCUACAGCCUCCAGCUGCACAGCCUCGAGUCGCAGCACGCUGGCGUUUUCCACAUACCCGAUCUGAGCAAGGUGAUAGGCACGGAGAGCCAUUCGCUGGGGCCGGGCAAGUCGAGCUACUUGUUCGAGUACCCGGGUCGUGGCGGAGAGGUUAACCUCUUCGUGGAGGGGCUAAGCUUCCCGGACGGCGACUUCAACGGAUUCGUUCACUUCCACCUCAGCCUCCUGCAGAGCAUCCUACCGGGCACACAGAGCACACCGAUUUUCACCGACAGCGUGGUUUUCCGUGUGGCUCCGUGGAUCAUGACUCCAAAUACCCAGCCGGCGCUGGAGAUCUUCAUGUCAAGGGUCGACACGAAUGCGGUGUUCAUAAAGCAGAUGACCACCCUCACUCGCUUGGCCGGGUGCACGCCAUUUGAAAUACAGAACACGAUGGACGUGUGGAUGCAGGACGAGAUGGAGUUUGGCUACUGCGAGUCUCCCACCAAGGUCAUACCGGUCGUGUUCGACUCCCCGCGGGACCGCGGACUAAAGGCCGUGCCGAUCCUUCUAACGGGCAAGGACUUUGGCUAUGUGACGCGGACGCCACGGAGAGGUGAGGAGGUGAACAGCCUGGACUCGUUCGGAAACCUUGAGGUGUCGCCCCCCGUCAUCGUGAGGGGCAAGAAAUAUCCGCUCGGGCGCAUCAUCAUCGGCAGCGCCUUCCCCGGAGAGCGCGCGGGGCGCAACAUGGCCCGCGCCGUGCGCGAGUUCCUGUUCGCGCAGCAGGUGCAGGCGCCCGUUGAGCUCUACAGCGACUGGCUCAGCGUGGGCCACGUCGACGAGUUCAUGAGCUUCGUGCCGGCGCCCGACCGCAAGGGGUUCCGGCUGCUGCUCGCGAGCCCCAACGCGUGUCUCCGUCUCCUCAAGGAGCUGCACCAGCAGGGCCACGGCCAGAGGCGCCUCUUUGAGAGCUGCCCAGAUGUUGUCUCAUCCUUGAAGCGCAAGAUGAAGAUUCAGGACAUCCUCGAUGACAUGAACAUCACGACUGAAAACUCAUAUGUGCAGCGCUGCGUUGACUGGAAUCGUGACGUGCUCAAGAGGGAGCUGGGCCUGGAGGAGACGGACAUUAUCGACCUCCCCGUGCUCUUCUUCCUCAACAAGAGCAAGGCCGAGGCCUACUUCCCCGACGUGGUGAACAUGGUGGUGCUCAACAAGCAACUGGGCAUCCCAAAGCCAUUCUGGCCGCACGUGGACGGGCAGUGCCCACUGGAGAGACGCGUGCGCUCCCUGCUCGAGCCCCUGGGCCUCGCUUGCCACUUCAUCGACGACCUGAAGACCUACCACCUCAAUCAGGGCGAGGUGCACUGCGGCUCCAACACUCGCCGCUCACCCUUCGCCGGCGUCCGCUGGUGGGACGUGGGCCCCCUGUGAGACCCGUCAAGCCCCUGGGCGUGAAGACGACAACCCACGUCAUGCCGAUGGCCCGUCCUCCGCUGGAUCGUCCGAGCCAAGCCAGUGCGAGGCCCGCACGGUACAGGUGGUUGGGUUUCCCGCUGUGCUGAGCCACAACCAAAGCAUAAUUUCCUGGGCUAACAAAGUAUCUGAAUCUAGCUCGGGGCCAAGCAGGGCCAGGGUCAAUGAUUCACAAAGGGUUUUGCUUGGGUUAGGUCGCACAAAUAUAAAUGCGUUGAUUAACCCGCCAUCAUCCAAAGCAGCCAAUUUGCAAAGAUUUUAUGUUGAACUUCUUUCGCACCAUAUGUAGCCAACCGUGCUUAUCGGAGGUGUCAGGGAAGGACAAUAAACGAAACACAAAAAGCAGUUCUAAAGAAAUGAGUUCCAUCCAGAUGGUAACGUAAACAAAACGUGUCAAUUUGUUACUACUACAGCACACCGGUUGUGUGUUGGGAGAGUAAACCCACAAAAUUUACUAUUUUUACUCUUCGCCACAUCAAUGUGCUGAAGCAGCAACUAAUUGGCAUGUUUUGUUGACGUGACAAACCUCGCCAAUUGGUUGUGUCGGGUGGUGGCAGGGUGAAUGACACAUUUAUAUUUAACACGUAGUCUAGCCUACUACUACGUGUUAAACAGGGCUAAUGAUUCAUUCAUCGCUUGCGACGCUAGUCGGCUCACCGUGGUGAGGACACGGCGUCACCACAUUGUCUUUAUGUUUGAUGCCGGUGGCAUGGCUCGGCUGGUUGCAGUGGAAAAGCAACCCAGCAACCUCCCGUGUGCCACCAGGGCUGGCUCGGUACAGCCCUGGCAUGACUUGGCUGGUGCACUGGAAAAACAACCCAGUACCUCCCGAGUCACGCCAGGGCUGGCUCGGUGGCAUGUCUUGGAUGGUGCAGUGGAAAAACAACCCAGCACCUCCCGAGUCACGCCAGGGCUGGCUCGGUACAACCCUGGCAUGGCUCGGCUGGUUGCAGUGGAAAAACAACCUAGCGCCUCUCGAGUCACACCAGGGUUGGCUCGGCACAGCCCUGGCAAAGCUUGCUCAGCUGGUUGCAGUGGAAAGAAGCAUGAGAUUCUGGGCUCAAUUCAGACAACUGCCUUGUGAGUAUUAAUCCAGGCUGUAAUCAUGUAUGGUGAUUUGAUUAUUUCAGGCAAGUAACUCGUGCCAGCUCUUAAGGAAUUAAAAUAAAUAGUAGGCUUGUCGAAGGGCGUUAUCUAAGCCAAGUAACUCUUCCAGCAGACUUUUGCCUAAUCAUUGCAAACAUUGUGUAGGGAAAGGCAUUUAAGAAAACUGUGGCUGGUAUGAUGUUCGUGCCUAUUCAGGCCUAUUCAUCCCCCAAUUUACUUGCGAAUCCUUUGAGAUCGAAGGAUAACUAGAGCCCCAAGGAUCAACUUAACUCUGGCAUCCAGUUUUUCAUUGGUUAAGAAAAGUUUAAAUUAGAAAAACAUGUAACGAGUGUGCGUCACUCGAAUUGGCCGUGGCAACAAUGAUUUAGAUUAAUGUGAAGAAUAGUUUUUUAUGGCUUUUAAACUUUACACAAUUUUAUCAUAAUUUCCCUGUUUGCAUCAUGUCUGAGACGAAGUAUCCAUUGGGAUGUCUCAUUCAGCAGUGCAACCAACCCCCCCUUGUGUUAUGGUAUGGCUCACUGAAGAGGAUAUAGCAGCGCUACCUCUGAGACAGGUGGAAGUGACCUCUGGCUCCACGUGUCAGAGGGAGGAAUUUUCUCACCCGCUCUGGCACAUGAGACUUAAUGUUCAUUGCAUGAGCCUCAAACUUUCAGAAUUGGGAAUUUAGCUUAAAUUAAAUGCGCAGAAUUUCUUGACAAUAUCUGACUGCGAAUGUACUCCAGUUUACAGGAGACAUUGCUUCAAAAUGCUUCUCUUCUACGUGUCUCGGCAUCGAAAAGACGUCGGCGCCAGGUUCGACCACAGGCCACCAAGUCAUGUGAUUCGCUUUGCUUUUUAAUGUACCUUCCAUGGACCAAAAUCAGUAGUACAUUUAUGAGAAGUGCCUCAUUUCCAGGUGCACUUCUCUUUUAUAUUUUAUUAAUCGCCACUGCAAAUUGAUGUGGUUAAAAUAUUGGUGUUUGAUUGAUGUUGCACUGUUUUCAAUAAAUUGUUUAAACGUG